UCACAGGACAGACAUUGUUACGGUAUUCAGGCAUAUCUCCUCACAGGACUCCGCGGCUGCCGCCUAGCCACCCGAGCGACGACGACGACGACGCCGACGGCGAGUGACUCCGACCCGAAGGCUCAGCGUGCAUCCAAAAUACCGCCUCCGACAAAGGCUGCACCGCCGGCGAGGCGGUUUCCCCAAUCUGCACAUGGUUGGCGUGCCGUAGAGAGGCUCGGGGACGUACAGUACAUGGUUGCGCGCCGCAGAGAGACUCGGUGACGCUCAGCACAAUGGCUUCUGCCAAUGGCGGAGGCGGUGGAGGAGGCGGAGGCGGAGGCGGCAACAUCAAGGUGGUCGUGCGUGUACGACCAUUCAACUCGCGUGAAAUUGGCCGCAGCGCAAAAUGUAUCGUGUCGAUGAAGGACUCUCAGACGGUGCUUUCCCCUCCGCCCGACACCAAGGGUAAACCCAUAAAGGCAGCGCUCGAGGGUAGCAAGACCUUCGCAUUCGACAAGUCCUACUGGUCCUUCAAUCGCGAUGACGGCCAUUUUGCUGGUCAGCAGGACGUCUUCGAUGAUCUGGGCAAGCCCCUGCUCGAGAAUGCCUUCUUGGGCUUCAACAACUGCAUUUUCGCCUAUGGCCAAACCGGAUCCGGCAAGAGUUACAGCAUGAUGGGUUAUGGCGACGAGGAAGGUGUGAUACCACGUAUCUGCAGAGAGAUGUACGAGCGCAUCGAUCGUCUGACCGGGCAGGAUGCAAAUAAUACGUGUACUGUCGAGGUCUCCUACUUGGAAAUUUACAACGAGCGUGUUCGCGACUUGCUCAAUCCCAGCAAUAAAGGCAACCUGAAAGUUCGAGAACAUCCUUCUACAGGGCCGUACGUGGAAGAUCUCGCCAAGCUGGUCGUCCGCAGUUUCGCGGAAAUUGAACACCUCAUGGACGAGGGCAACAAGGCGCGUACGGUCGCCGCCACGAAUAUGAAUGAGACUUCGUCACGUUCCCACGCAGUUUUCACUCUUACACUCACACAAAAGCGUCACGACGUAGAAACGAAUAUGGACUCGGAGAAGGUGGCCAAGAUCAGUCUUGUCGAUUUGGCUGGUUCCGAGCGAGCAACGAGUACAGGGGCGACGGGAGCUAGAUUGAAGGAAGGUGCCGAGAUCAACCGCUCGCUCUCCACCUUGGGGCGAGUCAUAGCUGCUUUGGCAGACCUGAGCACGAGCAGUAAGGCGAAGUCGAAAGGUGUGCAGGUUCCCUAUCGUGACUCGGUUCUCACUUGGCUGUUGAAGGAUAGCUUGGGCGGCAAUAGCUUGACCGCCAUGAUUGCAGCCAUCUCUCCCGCCGACAUCAACUUUGAGGAGACAUUGUCGACUUUGCGCUAUGCCGACUCGGCCAAACGCAUCAAGAACCAUGCAGUGGUCAACGAAGAUCCUAACGCCAGGAUGAUCCGUGAGCUCAAAGAGGAGCUGGCACAGUUGCGUUCGAAACUGAGCACCGGCGGCACUGUGGCAGAGGAGCAAUACAGUGCAGAUACUCCAUUAGAGAAGCAGAUUGUGAGCUUCACCCAGGCAGACGGUACCGUGAAGAAAGUUUCCAAAGCCGAGAUUCAAGAGCAAUUGUCCCAGUCAGAGAAGCUGUAUCUCGAUCUGAACCAGACCUGGGAGCAGAAGCUCACGAAGACGGAACAGAUUCACAAAGAGCGGGAGGCUGCUCUAGAAGAGCUGGGAAUCAGUAUUGAGAAAGGCUUCGUGGGGCUCAGCACACCGAAGAAGAUGCCGCAUCUGGUCAAUCUGAGUGACGACCCACUUCUUGCUGAGUGUUUGGUCUAUAAUCUGAAGCCCGGUACCACGACGGUUGGCAAUGUGGAGACAAACCCUGCGCCAAGUGAGUCGGGAGGGCCGACAUCUGUCGACAUUCGCCUGAACGGGUCUAAGAUUCUGCAUGACCAUUGCGCAUUCGAGAAUGUGGACGGAGUGGUCACAGUGGUGCCUAAAGACGGUGCAGCAAUCAUGGUCAAUGGCAUUCGCAUUGAAGCGCCCAAGCGUUUGCGCUCGGGCUACCGUGUCAUUUUGGGCGAUUUCCACAUUUUCCGUUUCAACCACCCUCAAGAAGCUCGUGAAGAGCGUGCGGAGCAGGGUAGCUUGCUGAAAUUUUCCGUCACAGCGGACCAGCUCGAUUCGCCAUCCCCUCGACCAAAUGGGCAUGAACGGACUCCAAGUUCGAUCAGUCGGAUCUGGUCUGAUGAUGAGGGCGAAACGAGAAGUCCGGGGAACGAGUCUCCUGCGCCAUUUCGAACGCAUGGACGUGACAGCGAUUGGGCAUUCGCACGGCGCGAGGCCAUCUCUUCUUCUCUAGGACCGGAUCAGAAGAUGACAGAUCUCUCGGAUGACCAGUUAGACGUCCUGUUCGAGGAUUUACAGCGCGUGCGUGCUGUGCGCAAAGCAAGGCCGGAACCCAAGCUAUCCGAGACCUACAGCGGAGACACUGACAGCGAAUCUGUCUCAUCUCACCCAGUGCGAGACAAGUACUUGAGUAACGGCACUUUAGACAACAUCUCGCUAGACACCGCUCUCACCAUACCUUCAACGCCUCGUCAAAGCGGAGACGAAGAGCAACUCAAACACUCUAGAGAUGAGAUGCAGGACCAGCUCGACCAACGAAAGGACGAAUACAAGCAAAAACUACAGAACGCCGAAGAAGGAAGUGUCGAGAUUGAGGAAUUGCGAACGGAAAAAGCAAAGAUGGAGGCGUCCCUCCAGGAAUUGAAAGAUACGAUGCAGAAGCAGCUGGCGGAGCAAAAGAAGCAGUUUGAUAAGCAGUUGCGCGAGUUGCAAGUCCGACGCAAACCGCAGAGGAAAAGUCUUGAUCCUGGUCUCAGCGAACGUGAAGUAUGGCUUGUGAAGUGGGUCCUUACUCAUUGGAGGAGGCACCGGUAUGUGGCCAUGGCGGCAGCGGUGUUGCGAAACGCCUCGGCGCUCAAGGAGGCGCAAGUCAUGAGCCAGAAAAUUGGUCGAAGCGUGGUCUUCCAGUUUGCCAUUGUUGACGUCGGACACACCUUGAGCUCAUCAUAUGACUUGGUCUUGAACGGCAUUUCGACCGAAGAAAGCACUGAUCCGGAGCUGGAGUUGGCGCCCAAACCAUGCCUCGCAGUCAGAGUCAUCGAUUUCCACAGUAACGUGAUCCGGCUCUGGUCGAUUGAGAAAUUGCAUAAACGAAUACAGACGAUGCGGCAGAUGUUACAAUUCUUGGAUCGUCCAGAGUACAUGCAGCAUUUCAAUCUGAGUAAUCCGUUUGAUGAAGAGUGCAUGCCAGAUUACACCAGGAUUGGCGAUGCCGACAUACCACUUACGGCGGUGUUCGAGUGUCGAGUACAAGACUUCAGCCUCGAUGUUUACUCUCCGUACACGUCUUGCAUUGUUGGCGUAGUGAACUUAUCUCUGGAGCCAAGCUCCGCAGAAGCGCCUGGCAAUGUUCUGAAGUUCAACGUGGUCAUGCAUGAACUUUGCGGCUUCGCGGAAAGAGAAGGGACCAAUCUUCACGCUCAGCUCUUCAUCCCCGGGGUCUCCGAAGAGGGCGGGGCAACUACCACAGCACUAGUCAGUGGAUUUGGAGAAAGCGCAGCUCGCUUUGAAAGCGUGCACAGCAUGAGCCUACCGCUCGAAGCGCCGCCGGAUGCAUGUCUCAGAGUAAGUGUAUUCGCUCAAGUCACGAGCAUGCAUCUCGACAAACUCCUUAGUUGGGACGACAUGCGCGAUGCGUCUGUUGGAGCGAACGUGAAGCCACGAGAUAAGCGACCACGAUCGAGAAUACCGGAACAUGAGUACUACACUGACGAGCGCCAUGAUGUUUUUGCUCGCGUGCAAGUUCUUGAGAUUGACGAGGAUGGCAGCUACCAGCCUGUGGAGGUCGUGCAGAAUGACACGCUGGACCAGGGCGCAUAUCAGCUCCAUCAGGGUAUCCAAAGGCGAGUUGUACUGUUCUUACAGCACAAUUCUGGCGACAGCUUACCCUGGAAAGACGUUGAUCGGUUCAAGAUUGGCAAAGUGCGCUUGUUGGACAACGACGGCAAGGUAUCAGACGAGGAUAGCAGCCAGCCCGACGUUCCGUUGGCACUUGUAUCCCCACCCAUUAUUCGCAAGCAUAGUGAUGGAACGACAAUCGCGAAGAUGACUGCGCAGUGGGAUUCGAGUGCACACAAUUCUGCACUAUUGGAUCGCCCAACUUUAGACAAGUACCGAGUGCAACUCACCCUCAAAUUCGAGGUACACUCGCCUCGUGUCACGCACCCGAUGGGGUUCAAUUUCGACAUUGCCAUGCAAACGCGGCCUCGCAACUGGUACCGGCAGAACUCCCUGCUCGGACAGUUGUUCCAGAAUCAGCGAGUUGUGCACUCAUCAGCCGUCACAUAUGCCGUGACUCUGGAACCCAGUCAGGCGAAGCGUGCCGGCGAUCUGUGGCGCAUGGACACUACUGGCGACUACAUCUCUGGCCAGGAAGGUCUGUCCAGCUGGGCGCCGAGAGGUGUUUCGCUCGUGAGGGACUUCAUGAACCUCAGGAAGAUCCGACAUCGCAGUGCAGAGAUCGAAGCCGCGCGUGGCGCACUAGGCUCCAGCGCACUCUCACCUCCCGCCAAGUCUCCGCCGCUCGAGGGCGAGAUGACCGAACAGCAGAAGGAGCUCGUGAGCAAAAUGCUCGACAUGUGGAGAACUAGUCCGUCUGUGAGUGAAACUUUACUUCUGCAAUCCAAUACCGAAUCUCCACAAGAUGGAGUUCCAGUGGGCAAUGGUGAUGCCGAUGGGAACACCGAGCCCGUUGCAUUAGCGGCCAGUGUCGAGACUCAGAUAAAGUCACCCAACGUAUUGAAAGCAGGUUGGCUUCUCGCACCUGACAGUUCAGGGAGACGAUGGGAGAAGACCUUUGUCGAGCUUCGACGCCCUUUCCUCCACCUGUAUGGUGGUCGAGAGGGCGAUGAGAUCAACGCCAUCAACCUCACGAAUUCCCGCAUCGACGCCGACCCUGAAAUCGCAGCUUUAUUGCAGAGACCCAACGUCCGACUGGAAGUGUUUGCGGUAUAUACCACCAAUCGAGCGUAUCUUUUCGCAUGUCGAAAUGACAAGGAACGAGGAGAAUGGAUAUGGGCAAUAGAUAGGUCUUACGUGAGCAACAGUAGUGGAGGCAGAACACCUGAAGACCACGAAUAAGAGUAGGAUCUGGAAUGAAUGCAAGCCCGUCCAUCCGCCUCUUUUGGGCUUCUGGUGUCGACGAGGAGGCACGAUGUUUAUUUAUAUAUUAUCUCAAGA
This is a messenger RNA of Sphaerulina musiva SO2202, 5285 nucleotides long. Its product is annotated as kinesin-domain-containing protein. The record is from RefSeq and is a predicted model, not a curated record. Gene Ontology annotation, biological process: cytoskeleton-dependent intracellular transport; microtubule-based movement. Gene Ontology annotation, cellular component: microtubule; kinesin complex. The coding region runs from base 276 to 5186 and encodes 1636 amino acids. The transcript has a single exon. Gene Ontology annotation, molecular function: microtubule binding; ATP hydrolysis activity; microtubule motor activity. NCBI's taxonomy places the organism in Eukaryota, Fungi, Ascomycota, Dothideomycetes, Mycosphaerellales, Mycosphaerellaceae.